Messenger RNA from Lytechinus variegatus (green sea urchin), 1067 nucleotides. RefSeq lists its product as uncharacterized. The coding region runs from base 143 to 820 and encodes 225 amino acids. The record is from RefSeq and is a predicted model, not a curated record. The transcript has 5 exons. NCBI's taxonomy places the organism in Eukaryota, Metazoa, Echinodermata, Echinoidea, Temnopleuroida, Toxopneustidae.
UAAAUAACCGCGAAAAAUACUACAGAAAACAUUAUCGGAUCAGGAACUAAACCAGUCAUCAUACCUCGUCGCCUUAUUAAUUUCAAAGAAGUUUGGACUUUUUCUUCAAAUCCAUUUGUAUUGCCAGCGCAGAAAGAGAUUAAUGGAAAAGGAGAUGGAUUCUUCAUCGGUCAAGAUUCGUGCUGUAGCAUCGAUUAUUGUUGCUAUCAUUAUCGCCAUUGGCGUAAUCAUCUCAGCGGUCAUCCUUUCUCGUGGAGAUUAUGGGGGUAUGGCGAAUCAGUGCAUAACAGUUGGAGGGAGAGAUCAAGAGAAAGCAAUGGAAAGCAGUAUGGCAAUGAACAUAGAAAUGAUGGAUAGUGGCAGGGAGGUUGGCAAACAGAUGAUGCGAUACAACUACGACUCUAAUACAAUUCUUGUAGAAACGGCUAAUAUCAGUGGUUUCAGUCGGGCUAACGUCGUCAUCGACUAUGACAGGGCCAUAGUAAUGAUUGAAGUACAAGGUGUAUGUUUGGCUUCAUCACUGCAUGGAGAUAUGAUGAACAUGGCAGAUAGAAUCACUGGUUAUAUGAGAACAGAUCAAGAGGUAAUCGAUAUAGCUUCAGUACGCAUCGUAAAUCUAAACUAUGAACGAAUAGGUGUCAUCCCAGCCGGUUACGUCACUCUUUCAAAUGGACCAAUCAUACGAGGGUUAUGUGCAGGAGAUGAAUCUUAUUGGACCGAACAAACUGGAAUGACUGACCAAGGCGGGCGGAAGAGACGAUCGGCAUCGGGUUCAGUACGAAUAUGCAUAUUUGGAUUUUGCUUCAAUAUUUCCUUUUAGGCAUUCAAGAGAGAAGGCCCACUGCACUGGGGAACUAAAUAAUAAUAUGUCUUUAUUGUUGUGUAUUACCAUACUAACUAUGUUAUCAUUGUAGCUUUUUCUUUUUUUGAUAUGCUUUGGGACCGGUCCACACACCAUACUCCAAAAAACAAGGGUGUUAAGAAUACAACACAUGGUGUUCACCAUGUUCACAGAGGACUACACCAAACCAGUGUUAGAUUCAUGUACACAGUUACCAAGUUACAAU